Molecule: messenger RNA, 782 nt
Organism: Colossoma macropomum (tambaqui)
Lineage: Eukaryota; Metazoa; Chordata; Actinopteri; Characiformes; Serrasalmidae
Gene: smim22
Product: small integral membrane protein 22
Exons: 4
Coding region: 98-343 (81 amino acids)
Biological process (GO): regulation of cell population proliferation
Source: RefSeq, a predicted model, not a curated record
UGGCGCCGCAACACGGAGCUGCGCUUCUGCGCAACAGGUGAGACGCAGGUAACGCGGAAACGAGACCAAACGAAAGCACAGAAUCCCAGGUGCAGCGAUGGCUCAGCAGGACCUGCAGCAGGACUUUCAGAACCAGUUUAACGAUGUCGUGAGCAGACUGCAGUCGAAGCAGCUCUUUCAGUCGGACUGGGACAUCGCCUCCUUCGCCAUCUUCUUCAUUUUUAUAGGUAUGGUGCUGCUGCUGGUCAUUCUGGUCAUCAUUCGAUGCUGCUGCUGUUGCUGCUGCGAUGAAAAGCCUAAAAGACGUAAGGUGGGCAUCGACAACAUGGCACUGGAACCAUGAAGACCAGGAUCAGGAUCAGGAUCAGGAGUCAGACUCAAUCAGCUUCAACACUAAAUUUCAAUCAUAUUACUUUAAACUAUUUUUUUACUCUUAAAUUGUGCCACAUGAUAAUGCUGAAUGUUUUAAAGUGAGUUAUGAAUAAGGGGCGUAUGUAAACCGUCUGGAUGUAAACAGGUGGAGUUCUGAAAUGUAAAUAUUGUCAUGAAGGUGAACAAACACAUCUCCCAAAUCCUCUUCAUCAUCUCUCGGUUCAAUAAGCCAAUAUUGUCUGCACUGUAGGACAUGAAGGGUAAAUAUUUACAGAGUUUAGUACUGUUGAUUUUUUUUCUGAGACUUUUAAUGUGUAAACAAAUCUAACACUUAUGUAAACGAAUGUAAUAGGUCUUUCUGUCAUAGAAUUAUUUAUGAUUUAAUAAAAAUUAAAUAUUGAGAAACUGCA